Molecule: messenger RNA, 801 nt
Organism: Rotaria sp. Silwood1
Lineage: Eukaryota; Metazoa; Rotifera; Eurotatoria; Philodinida; Philodinidae
Source: the annotation of a GenBank genome assembly
AUGCUGAGCAAUGGAAAAGUCUUAGUUACUGGUGGAUGGAGUUAUAGUAACUAUUCGAAUAGUGCAGAACUCUAUGACCCAGCAACAGGAAUGUGGACAAAGACUGACAACAUUAGUAUUGCACGAGCCUAUCACACAGCAUCGAUGCUGAGCAAUGGAAAAGUCCUAGUUGCUGGUGGAUUUAGCUACAAUGGCUACUUGAAUAUUGCAGAACUUUACGAUCCAGCAGCAGGAGUGUGGGCAAAGACUGGAAACAUGAAUUUUGGACGAUGGAUUAGCACAGCAUCCACGCUGAGCAAUGGAAAAGUCUUAGUUGCUGGUGGAUUGGGUUUUGGUGACUAUUUGAAUAGUGCAGAACUCUAUGACCCAGCAACAGGAGUGUGGACAAAGACUGGCAACAUGAGUAUUGCACGAUGGGGACACACAGCAUCGAUGCUGAGCAAUGGAAAAGUCUUAGUUACUGGUGGAGCUGUUAUCGGUGACUUUUUGAAUAUUGCAGAACUUUACGAUCCAGCAACAGGAGUGUGGACAAAGACUGGCAACAUGAGCAUUCCACGAUACUAUCACACAGCAUCGAUAUUGAGCAAUGGAAAAGUCCUAGUUGCUGGUGGAUAUAGCUACAAUGGCUACUUGAAUAGUGCAGAAAUUUACGAUCCAGCAACAGAAGUUUGGACAAAGGCUAGCAACAUGAGUUUGGCGCGACAGUAUCACACAGCAUCGGUACUAAGCAAUGGAAAAGUCUUAGUUGUUGGUGGACAAGGGUCUCGUGGCUAUACGAAUAGUGCAGACUUAUAUACAUGA